UAAAUUGUGUAACCUAAUUAACAUGUAAACCGUCACAACUCAAAAAUCAACUAAUCCAUAACCGAUCGGGUCACUCACUUGUAUUGACUUGUAAUCCAACAUUCACAUGUAACCAAUCAACCUAACCAUCACCCAACCCAAACCGUGUAUUUGAGACCUUUCUCACUUUACCACUCUUUAGUCUUUACUCUUUACACAUCUCAAUGCCUAACUUUCAGCCUUCUUUUUUUGGCCACGCAGGAUGCAAGCGAAGCCUCUCCAGACCGACAAGCACAUCACCCUGAAGCCAGGAACAGAGAAGCAACAGCAGCAACCACCAUCAACCAAAACCGACCGCAAUUGGGUCCAAACCGCAAAAACAAUACUCCGACUCCUUCCAAUCUGGGCAACGCUGCUGACAUUCGCCGUCAUCUUCCAACAGCCCGCCACCUUCUUCACCAAGCAAGGCAUGACCAUGUCCCGAACCAUCGGCACAGGUAAAACCAAAUUCAUGAUCCCACCAGCAACUCUCCAGAGCUCCAUCACCGUCUCCAUCAUCCUCCUCAUGCCACUCUACGACAAGCUCCUCAUCCCCUUCGCCCGCCUCAUCACCCGGUCAGAAAAGGGGAUCAGCGUCACCCAGCGGAUGGGGAUCGGGAUGUUCCUGUCGAUCGUCGCGAUGGUAAUCGCGGCGUUGGUGGAAGAAAAAAGGCUGGAAAAAAGCAGGGGAGCGAAAACAGGGGAAGUAGUUGAAAUGAACAUAUUCUGGCUGUUGCCGCAGUACAUUUUGUUGGGGAUUUCGGAUAUUUUCACGGUGGUGGGGAUGCAGGAGUUCUUCUACGGGGAAGUUCCGGUGAAGAUGAGGACUCUGGGGAUUGCGUUGUACACGAGUGUUUUUGGUGUGGGGAGUUUCAUGAGUGCUCUGCUGAUAUGUUUGGUUGAGGUUUCGACGCGGUGGAGGAAUGAGGAGAGCUGGUUUAGCGACGAUAUGAGGGAAGCGAGGUUGGAUAAGUAUUAUUGGUUGCUGGCCAUUUUGAGCUCCGGGAGUUUGGUGUUGUAUUUGGUGCUCUGUAAGUUUUUUUACAGUGGUAGUAGGAGUGGUGAUGAGGUGGAGAUGGAGGUGGUGGAGAGUGGUCGUAGUAGUAGUACGGGAUGUACAUGAUGAGCUGAUGCAUGCUUAAAGUGUUUGUUUGAUUUUAGGGUUUUGGGUUCAGUUUUCUUUUCAGAUGUUAGGUGGUGUUUUUUUAGGGAUCCAUGAGGGACGGAGGGAGGGAAGUUUGAUAUUAGGAGUGUAAUGUAAAUAUUGGAUAUUGAUGAUAAUGAGCCAUAUGUCUGAAAAUGCCUCGUUUAAAGGUGGAUUAGACUUUCAUGCAAUCUCGUUGUAAUUUACAAAUAAUAUGUCUAGUCUAUCAGAUUGAACACUUCUGAUAGAGGUUCAUCGACAAUCCUAAAUUCUCAACUUCGUCAGAAGAAAGGGAGUAACUUGGAAGGAAGAAAGUUAUGUUAUUGAAGUUCUUUUAUAUUAGUGACCAAACAUGUGUGAUCACCCUAGUAGGAGCCUUAUACAACCCCCGACAAUUGUGGAGUUGAUAUUAGAAAUGGAUGAUGAUAAUACAUUGGAUUGAAUGGA
Linum trigynum is the source of this 1609-nucleotide messenger RNA. NCBI's taxonomy places the organism in Eukaryota, Viridiplantae, Streptophyta, Magnoliopsida, Malpighiales, Linaceae. The record is from the annotation of a GenBank genome assembly.